This is a messenger RNA of Mustela lutreola (European mink), 2747 nucleotides long. RefSeq names its product outer dense fiber protein 3B-like. Gene Ontology annotation, cellular component: cytoskeleton. The record is from RefSeq and is a predicted model, not a curated record. The transcript is spliced from 3 exons. The coding region runs from base 389 to 2617 and encodes 742 amino acids. NCBI's taxonomy places the organism in Eukaryota, Metazoa, Chordata, Mammalia, Carnivora, Mustelidae.
CAGUCCCCGUUGCCAGGAGGCGAGAUCUGGACACAAUGGGGUCUGGCAGUCGGGCUGGGCAGGGGCGGGAAUCCAGGCACCCCACCUUGCCUUCCCGGCCGGGAGCCACAAAAACAGGUUAGUGCAUCAACUUUGGGGCCCCCUCCGGGCACUGGGGCUCCGACCCCGCCCCCUCACCUUGGUGUCCUCGACGCCAUGCCCCUAAAACAUCCCGGCGCCCCAAAACCCCAGGGAAUUCCUUUCCCGCAGGAUUGAGACCAAACUUUGCGCGCUCACACACCCCUACUGGACUCGUUCUGGGGGCCGGGGCGAGAGCUAGGCCUCCCCCGCCCGCCCCCAGCAGGGCCGGGAAAGCUCGGGUGUGUUUCCCCGGCUCCUGGGAUACGGGAUGGGCCCCGCCCCCGGAUCGCGAGAAGAGGCAGCGGUGGGUGGAGGGGCCGGGGCCGCCACCUUCUGUCCACAGGUACCGCAGGCCGUGAGCGCACCCCACCCCUGCGCGCUAUGGGCUCGGACGUCUGGGUCGGCCCUUGGCGGCCCCACCGGCCCCGCGGCCCCAUCGCAGCGCUCUACAGAGGCCCGGGGCCCAAAUACAUGCUGCCACCGAACACCGGUACCGGCGUCGGGCGGGUGUAGACAGACGGGGCCAGCGAGGCUACGUCCUGCACGACCCGUCGCGGCCCCGCGCCCCCGCCUUCUCCUUCGGCGCGCGCCUGCCCACGCAGCAGACUUCCUGCGGCCCGGGGCCCGGCCACCUGGUUCCUGCACACAUAACCGUGCGCGGCCGCGACGGCACCCCCGCCUACUCCAUCUACGGCCGCCCCCGCCACGCAGCGCCCCUCCUCACUCCCGGACCGGGUCAGGACCCCUGGGACCCCGGUCUCCCCAACGCCGCGCCGCCUCCAGAAAGGCCCGCCCGGGAAUCCCCCGCCUGAGCCCCGAGCCGCCCUCGCGUACCCUACUACUCCAAACUCGCUACCCCCGUACCCGCAUCUCGGAAGAACUCCAAGCCCCACCAGGCUUUGACAAAUCGUGGCUCGGAGUCACCCUAACCUCAGGCCCCCAACCCGGGACCCCACCACGCCCCCAACCCGGUUCCGGCCCACACCCCCGGUCCGCCCCGCAGGCAGGUACUUCCCCGAGCGAGCCGGGAACGCGACGUACGCCAGUGCGCCUCGGCACACCAUCGCUCCCCGAAACUGGGGCGCCCACGCGAAGCAGCAGACACCAGGCCCUGCGACCUACACUGUGCCCUCGCUCUUGGGUCCGCGCGUCAUCAGUAAAGUCUCGGCCCCAACUUACUCCCUCUACGGCCGCAGCGCAGUGGGCAGUUUCUUCGAGGACCUCAGCAAGGUGGGGCGGGGCUGCCAGGCGGGCUUGUAGCGAGGGGUCGGCGGGGCGGGCCACAGGGGGCACGAAGCAGGAGGUGAGGGCCAGUGGCCAGCGGGGAGUGGAGGCCGGACCCAGCGCCCCUGCCGCCCUCCCACAGACCCCGGGCCCCUGCGCCUACCACGCGGUGAACACUGGGAUCUACAAGUCUCGGGCCCCCCAGUUCUCCAUGCUGGCGCGGACUUCGCUCCCCCAAGAUAACACCCUGAAUCCCGGGCCCGCAGCCUACAACGUGGACCAGGUGGCCUGGAAGCCCGGGCCCAGGGUCAGAGGCGGGGGAGGAGGGUCCGGGUCCUGGGGGACCCCGCGCGGCGGCCGGACGGCUGGCCCCCGCGGGGUCACCCUGAAUCCUGGUCCCGCAGCCCCGGAAACCCCGCGGCUGGAGCUUCGGGAUCCGGCACUCGGACUACGUGGCUCGGGUCCCGACCAAGGCGGACGACUGACCGGCCGGGAGGGCCCGACGGACGUUUGCUUAAAGCUUCCCGAACCAGCAGCGUGUCCGCCCCUCUGUGUUCGCGGCGGGCGCGCGGGGCGGGGAGCGUGCGCGUCGGGACGCUCGUGCCCACGGGCCCCAGACCCUCGCGCGCCCACGGGCCCCAGACCCUCGCGCGCCCACGGGCCCGCAGGCCUGGGAAGUCCCGGAAGUCGCGCGGCCGCGGGCCUUCGUGAUUGGCCGGGGCAGACGACAGCCAUUGGCCCAGAGUCCCGCCUGUCUAGGCGGCACCGCCCACCCGCCGUCUUCCUGAGGCCCCGGGCCGGGCGGGGCGAAUCGAAAGCAGGGCGGGCGACGGCCACUGUCCGGGACAGGUCCAGGCCGGGGUCAAGUUGGGAGGCCGAGAAGUGGGAGCCAGACACGGAGACAGGCACUUGGGCAACACAGACACGGGACAGGGAGAAACCGGAUCCCGUCGGGAAAAGUGCACCUGCCGCAGAGACACGGAUGCAGGACGGUGGCACGUGCCGGCUGUCUCGCACCCCGCAGGCCGGGAGCGAUGGGGCCACAGGGAGUCGGGGCCCUCCGGGCCCCCCGCCAGACCCCGGGCAACUCCCGGAGCUGCUCCGCCUGAACGAGACAGGCCGCCUCAACCAGGGGGCCAUCUGCGGCUUGGUGCGCGCUGUGGACUGGAGCGCGAAGGGCGCGCAAAUUGGUGCGUGGGAAAUUCUGGACGCCUCUGACCCCAAGAUCAGCCCCAGAGACCGCCUGCCCCUGGGGCCCCACCACUGUCAGUGACCCCAGGAUAACCCACCGCUUUGGGUUGAUUACACCACAGUAUCCUAUGCCUCCGGGCGAUGCUAAUGGCCGUGCCACUGCAAGGCAUGGGUCUGGAGAAAACAGUGGCACUGACCCAGGCCCUGGCCAA